Molecule: messenger RNA, 3848 nt
Organism: Mus caroli (Ryukyu mouse)
Lineage: Eukaryota; Metazoa; Chordata; Mammalia; Rodentia; Muridae
Gene: Slc15a2
Product: solute carrier family 15 member 2
Biological process (GO): transmembrane transport; oligopeptide transport
Cellular component (GO): membrane
Molecular function (GO): oligopeptide transmembrane transporter activity
Source: RefSeq, a predicted model, not a curated record
ACUUCCCCAUGCCUUACCUUUGGCACAAUCAGCGUGCUGCCCCUCUCUUUUCCUAUAGCUUCAAGUUCUGCUCUAAGGCAGGCAGCCACUGAAACUGACACCCACAGGGUUAAACCUAUUUGCUGUAGCCAUCCCUCCUCCCCCUAGUCCCCCUUUUCACUGUAGGCUGGCAGCAGUCCUAGCUGCCUACUGAAGCCAAAUGCUUGAGGAGAGAGAGAGUAAGGAGCCAGCCAUGAAUCCUUUCCAGAAAAAUGAGUCCAAGGAAACGCUCUUUUCACCUGUCUCUACUGAAGAGAUGCUGCCUGGACCUCCAAGCCCUCCAAAGAAGUCAACUCCGAAGCUCUUCGGCUCUAGCUACCCACUCAGCAUCGCCUUCAUUGUGGUGAACGAAUUCUGCGAGCGAUUUUCCUAUUAUGGCAUGAAAGCUGUGCUGACCUUGUAUUUCUUGUACUUCCUGCACUGGAAUGAAGACACGUCUACAUCUGUCUACCAUGCCUUCAGCAGCCUCUGCUAUUUCACCCCCAUCUUGGGAGCAGCGAUUGCUGACUCCUGGCUGGGAAAAUUCAAGACAAUCAUCUAUCUGUCCCUGGUGUAUGUUCUUGGCCAUGUAUUCAAGUCUUUGGGUGCCAUACCAAUACUGGGAGGAAAAAUGCUACAUACGAUCUUAUCAUUGGUUGGCCUGAGUCUCAUAGCUCUGGGAACAGGAGGUAUCAAACCCUGUGUGGCAGCUUUUGGCGGAGACCAGUUUGAAGAGGAACAUGCAGAGGCACGGACUAGAUACUUCUCGGUCUUCUACCUCUCCAUCAAUGCAGGGAGCUUGAUUUCUACAUUCAUCACACCCAUGCUAAGAGGGGAUGUGAAGUGUUUUGGCGAAGACUGCUAUGCAUUGGCUUUUGGAAUUCCAGGAUUGCUCAUGGUGCUGGCACUUGUUGUGUUUGCAAUGGGAAGCAAGAUGUACAGAAAACCGCCUCCUGAAGGGAACAUCGUGGCUCAAGUUACCAAAUGCAUAUGGUUUGCUAUCUGCAACCGCUUCAGGAACCGUUCUGAGGACAUUCCAAAGCGACAACAUUGGCUAGACUGGGCAGCAGAAAAAUACCCAAAGCAUCUCAUUUUGGACGUGAAGGCACUGACCAGGAUACUGUUCCUUUAUAUCCCACUGCCCAUGUUCUGGGCUCUUUUGGACCAACAGGGCUCUCGGUGGACUCUGCAAGCUAACAAAAUGAAUGGCGAUUUGGGAUUUUUUGUACUUCAGCCGGAUCAGAUGCAGGUGCUAAAUCCCUUUCUGGUCCUUGUCUUCAUCCCAUUGUUUGACCUUGUCAUUUAUCGGCUGAUCUCCAAGUGCGGAGUUAACUUCUCGUCACUCAGGAAAAUGGCUGUUGGUAUGAUCCUAGCGUGCUUGGCAUUUGCAGUUGCAGCGCUUGUAGAGAUAAAAAUAAAUGGAAUGAUCCAUCCUCAGCCAGCUUCCCAAGAGAUUUUCCUUCAAGUCCUGAACUUGGCAGAUGGUGAAAUAGAGGUGACAGUGCGGGGAAACAGAAAUAAUCCUCUCUUGGUGGAGUCCAUCAGCUCUUUUCAGAACACAACACACUAUUCGAAACUACACCUGGAGACAAAGAGCCAAGACUUACAUUUUCAUCUGAAAUACAACAACUCGUCUGUCCACAAUGAGUACUCUGUAGAGGAGAAGAACUGUUACCAGUUGGUGGUUCAUGAGGACGGAGAAAGUAUCUCCAGUAUGCUGGUAAAGGAUACAGGAAUCAAACCAGCCAAUGGGAUGACAGCCAUCAGGUUUAUUAACACUUUGCAUAAAGACAUGAAUAUCUCCUUGGAUGCCGAUGCUCCUCUCAGCGUGGGCAAAGACUACGGAGUGUCUGAGUACAGAACUGUGCUAAGAGGAAAGUAUCCUGCAGUGCAUUGUGAAACCGAAGACAAUGUCUUUUCUCUCAAUUUAGGUCAACUAGACUUUGGUACAACAUAUUUGUUUGUGAUCACUAAUAUCACCAACCGGGGUCUUCAGGCCUGGAAGGCAGAAGACAUUCCAGCCAAUAAGCUAUCCAUUGCAUGGCAGCUACCACAGUAUGUCCUGGUUACAGCAGCAGAGGUCAUGUUUUCUGUCACAGGACUUGAAUUUUCUUAUUCUCAGGCACCAUCUAGCAUGAAAUCUGUGCUCCAGGCAGCCUGGCUGUUGACCGUUGCAGUUGGGAAUAUCAUUGUGCUGGUCGUGGCACAGUUCAGUGGCCUGGUGCAGUGGGCUGAAUUCGUUUUGUUUUCCUGCCUCCUGCUGGUGGUCUGCCUGAUCUUCUCCGUCAUGGGCUACUACUAUGUUCCUCUAAAGUCAGAGGGUAUCCAUGAGGCAACAGAUAAGCCGACUCCUCACAUCCAGGGGAAUAUGAUCAACCUAGAAACCAAGAAUACAAGGCUCUGAUGACUCACUGGAUGGAGACUGACCCCUGGCUCUGAUAUCAGCCAUCGCUUAUCUUCAAGCAACAAAUUUUUUUUCCUCUGACUAGGUUAGGAGGAGGAGACAGCAUUUAUCUGAGUGGAUUGCCUCCAUUUUCUACCACAAUAGAGGCAAUUUUAGGACAAGGUUUUCAGGUAUAUUUUUAAACAAGGAUCCAAGACUCCAUGUCCUACAGGCUAUUGAUAAACUCAGUAAAUAUUAGGCAAUGUCUCUCAAGCUGGCCCAGUAUCUCCAAAUGCCCAUGAAAGUACAAAUGUGUAGUAGAGAUAAGUCUCAUAGCAUGCUAAGUUUGGGGGAUUCCUUUAUCAGGUAUUUGGAACCUAUAGCUCUACUUGUUGGUAUAUUGGUUUAGGGCCAAAAUGACAGAAUACUGGUCUUUCAAUUUUCUUUAUCAGUAAUAUAACUUUGCUAUUCAUGAGGAUGUCAAAAAUGUUACAUACAGUAUGACCUAAUCCAGAGGCUAGCUUGUCAGCUAGAAAGUUUAAUAUGAUUUUAGAUGGCAGACUAUAGAAUUUUAUGUACACAUGGAAAAUACCUCUUUCUGAUUACCACACUGGUUUAUCUACUUAUCCAAAAACCCUUUCUCGGUACUGACAGAUCCUGGAAACCACAAUUAAAAGACAGUAAGGAAAAUCAUGGGGACACAGGAAUGCAUAUAAACUAUUCAUUCUCUUGUACUGCACGCCCCUCUAAAGAACUCUCUUGUUCCCGGCCUGGGCUGUGCUCCUCUGUGAACAUCUGUCUAUGAAACUAACUAUAGCUUUGCAACCCAGCCUUUUCAGUGUUGCUGGGACAGCUUGAUAUUAUUAUUACAUCUUACUUUGCUUAUUACAGCAAAUCUUCAGUAACAAAAUGUUUUUCUAACCCAACUUCCUUUAAUUUUUUUUUCUAUUUAGCUUCUUUGUUGUGUAUUUUUAUUUUUCCCAUAAUUUUUGUUUAAAUUUCUCCCUUUGGUCUUAGAAAUAUGCCCUGCUUAUCGAAAAGGGAUAAUACUAACAUCCUUGGUUUAAAGGUCUAAAUUGUACUAUUCAACAAAUGGACAAGGACCUGCAUGAGAAACUUAUUAAAAUCUGUGGGAGUGGGUGGAGCAGGUGGAGUUUUUGUUUGUGUGUGUGUGAAAAAAAAAGGGGGGGGAGUUGAGAAACAUUAUCUCACAUGUAAUGUGUGGGUCAGGGAACGAGCUUGGGAAUAUUAGGACUAUGUCAUGUGAUCCUAGGAGAAAACAUUCACGGCCCCUCUAUGAAAGACCUCAUUUCUGUUCCUUUUACUACACGGUUCCCGUCAAUAGCCAUGUUGGAUCGCACAUUGUUAAUAAUGUAAUAUGUUCUUAAGAUAAUUUGCUCCAGUCCCUCAAGCUUUAAAUACUUCAGUAUUCAACUACUAAGAUUUU